Messenger RNA from Fusarium redolens, 1599 nucleotides. Its product is annotated as major facilitator superfamily domain-containing protein. The transcript is spliced from 5 exons. The record is from RefSeq and is a predicted model, not a curated record. Gene Ontology annotation, molecular function: transmembrane transporter activity. NCBI's taxonomy places the organism in Eukaryota, Fungi, Ascomycota, Sordariomycetes, Hypocreales, Nectriaceae. Bases 1 to 1599 code for a protein of 532 amino acids. Gene Ontology annotation, biological process: transmembrane transport.
AUGGUCUCUUUCAAAGAAGCCUUUGCGUUGUCUUCGCAUGAAGUCGAUGCUGCGACGCCUCCUGGCACAGUCCAGAUUCAUCGGGAGCAGGAAGAUGCGAGCCAUGCGAUUAUUAGCAUUCGUGCUACAGAUGAUCCUCGUGAUCCCCUCAAUUUCCCAACGUGGCACAAAAUUGCUGCAUUGAGCGUUGCCUCGCUGUAUGCCUUCACCGCGAACUACACGAGUGGUGUUAUCGCGCCUGCGUUUCAGCUAUGGCCUAUGAUCUUUCCGAAGGACCCGAGAUCACUUUCUCAGCUUUCCAUUCUGAUUGCUAUUCACAUCCUCUUCCUCGGUGCGGCCAACAUCUGGUGGGUUCCCAUGUCCAACUGGAUGGGACGACGACCGGUUCUCAUCCUCGCUACGACUCUCCUCACAUUCAGUACGCUUUGGUGUGGACUUGCAACUUCAUAUGACUCUCUUCUUGCUGCUCGGGCUUUCCAAGGCAUUGGAGGUGCUGCAGCUGAUACAGUUGCUCCCGCGCUUGUUGGAGAUAUGUUCCCUGUUCAUCAGCGUGGACGAGCCAUGGCAGUCUACACCAUCAUGCUCGUCGUCGGACCCCUCGCAGGUGGCAUCUCAGGAGGCUACAUCGUUUUCCAACAAGGCUGGAAGAUGAUCUUCUGGAUCAGUCUCGCUCUAUCCGCCGCUUGCCUCGUCGGAAUUAUCUUCUUCGUCCCCGAGACGUUAUAUACCCGAAGUGCACCAGUCGAAGGUGUCACGAACCCCGAGACCGAGAAGAACGCCCAGUUUGGCAACAACGAACACGUCGAGGAUAAGCAGUCUGUCAACGUAGGAGAACAGCACGCUUCUUACUCCUCUUUCACCUAUGUUCAGUCUUUGGGUUUUAUCAAGCCUCGAGGAAGUCUACUGAAGCAAUUCAUCCAGCCUUGGAAGACUCUUGCUUUCCCUGGUACUUGGGUGGUGAUGCUUCACUACGCCGGUCUUGUCGGUGGUGUAGUCACUAUUUCUACCAUCGGACCCCAACUUAUGGCGAGUCCGCCUUAUCUUUGGAAAGCAAACGCCGGUCUUGUCAACAUUGGCGCUGUUAUCGGCGGUGUGAUCGGAUAUAUCUACACUUUUAUGCUUGCUGAUGGUCGACUCGUCAAGAAGGCUAGCAAGACACGGCAUGGAGUUGCCGAAGCUGAGGAUCGAUUGCCGACCCUCUUCUUCCCUCUAUUCAUCGCCACUGGUGGUUUGUUGGUCUUUGGAUUCUGCGCUCAGAACCCUGGUGGCCAUCGCUGGGUUGGACUUCAGGUUGGAUAUGGAAUGCUCACCUUUGGUCUGAUGCAAGUUCCAUCUGUUGGAUUCAACUACUUGAUCGACUCUUACCACUCCUUGGCAGCAGAUUGCUUCACCAUGGUCACCAUUCUCCGUGCCAUCAUCGCCUUUGCAUGGACCUUCUUUGUGGCUGAUUGGGUUCACCACAAGGGAGCUGCUGAGCCUUUUGGUAUCUUUGGACUGUUGAUGGGUCUUUUCUCGUUGUUGACUGUUCCUCUCUGGAUGUUUGGAAAGCGUUUGAGAAUUGCUACAGCGGAACGGGUUCUUCGAUGGCAGGGUUACUAG